Prorocentrum cordatum is the source of this 309-nucleotide messenger RNA. The record is from the annotation of a GenBank genome assembly. Lineage: Eukaryota; Dinophyceae; Prorocentrales; Prorocentraceae.
AUGGCCGCGUUCCGCGGCCAGGGCCGUGAAUCAGCCCCUCUCCGGCGGGACGGCGCCAGGGUGCGAACGUGGUCGCGGUUCUCGGUCCGCGGGGCGCGGGACGCGAAGCGCGAAACCGAAUUGCACAGGUGGGUCUUCGUGGCGAGCGACGCGCUGCAAGCCGGAGUCAAGGAGCAGCCAAGGAAUUGGGCGAAGUUCAUGAGCGAGAAGGACGACCGGAUUUGGUGGUACAACCCCGAGAAGCCCGACGACUGGUUUUGGCACCCCGUUUCUGAGAGGGGCAGCGCGUCGGCCUUUUCGGCAUCCUGA